Bradysia coprophila is the source of this 1368-nucleotide messenger RNA. RefSeq names its product carboxypeptidase B-like. The record is from RefSeq and is a predicted model, not a curated record. Gene Ontology annotation, molecular function: metallocarboxypeptidase activity; zinc ion binding. Gene Ontology annotation, biological process: proteolysis. NCBI's taxonomy places the organism in Eukaryota, Metazoa, Arthropoda, Insecta, Diptera, Sciaridae.
UUAUUUAAAAUCUGGACAUUUUUCCAAUCUAGAUUCAGUUCAAAUUUGCAACAUCACAGAAAUAUGAAGCUUCAAUUGCUCUUCUUUGCUACGUUGAUUUCGUUAACGUACUGCGAACAAUUUUCUUAUGAAGGUUAUAAGGUUUGGUCAGUUACCCCCGAUUCAGAUGAACAGGGAAGGCUUCUGUUGCAAUGGGAGGACAAUGCGUCUAUUGAUUUCUGGGAGCAAAUUUCUAGAAUAGGAUUAUCAAGCCGCAUUAUGGCCGCACCAGACAUUCAGCUGGAAUUUGAAAUUUUUUUGAACGACAAUAAAAUCAAACAUAAGUUGAUCAUCGAUGAUGUAGAAAGAGUAUUUCAACGUGAACGACGCGAUCUUCAAGAAAAUAAACUACACCAACUGGAGCCUAAUAGCCGUACAGGUGCUGGAAAUUUUAAUCUUUUUUGGACGUUUCCUGAAAUCAACAGAUACAUCACCCAAUUGACAAUGCUUUAUGGUGACCUUUGUCACACUGAAACCGUCGGUUUCAGCUACGAAGGGAGAGCGAUUAGAGCGCUGAAAAUUGGUAGAUUCGAUGGAACUAAGCCGAUUGUGUUCUUUGAAGCGGGAGUACAUGCUCGGGAAUGGAUUGCCCCGAUGACUGCGCUGUAUCUCAUCGAACAGUUAGUGAUUCAUCACAAUGUGCACACUGAAUUGCAAAGCAUCGACGUUAUCGUGAUUCCAGUACUCAAUCCAGAUGGUUACGAAUAUUCAAUCGCACACCAACGACUAUGGAGAAAAACCAGACGUCCAAAUGCGAAUAGCACUUGUAUUGGAGUAGAUGCUAACAGAAAUUUUGGACACGAAUGGAGGGUCUCCACUAAUCCAUGCAGUGAGACGUACGGUGGUGUAGCUCCAUUUUCAGAGCCUGAAGCAGCUCUCGUUCGAGAUUUAUAUGCACGUUAUGAGGGUCAAAUUAAAUUGCAUAUCGGUAUUCAUUCUUACGGCCAAUACUUCCUGUAUCCCUGGGGAUAUGAUUUCGUCAACAUUGACAAUUGGGAAGAACAUGACCUUGUGGGCAACAGUUUUGCCGAUGCCAUUUACAGUGUGAACGGAACAACAUUUAGAGUUGGCAAUGCUGCUAUGCUAUUAUAUACUGCAUUCGGAGGGGGCAGUGACUAUGCGGCGUUUCAGGGCAUAGAUAUGUCAGCAACUAUAGAACUUCCGGGAGGAGGAGAUUAUGGAUUUGAUUUACCGGCCAGUAGAAUUGAGUCGGUUGUUCAAGAAACAUGGCUGGGAUUGGAACAGCUUCUACAUUAUGUUGCUGACGUUCAUGGCGUUGUAUGACGAGUUUGAAAAAUGAAGUUUGAAUGAAUAAAUUCGAAAAAUCAA